AUGAACAACAUAACCCAACCACCCAAUCCCAAUAUAACCAACAUCCCACCCCUAACACGACCUCCCAACAUAACCAUCAGCCUGAACCAAACACUCCUCUCCCAACGUAACCAACAUCCCACCCCUAACACGACCUCCCAACAUAACCAACAGCCUGAACCAAACACUCCCUCCCAACGUAACCAACAUCCCACCCCUAACACGACCUCCCAACAUAACCAUCAGCCUGAACCAAACACUCCCUCCCAAUGUAACCAACAUCCCACCCCUAACACGACCCCCAACAUAACCAUCAGCCUGAACCAAACACUCCUCCCAACGCAAUCACUGGCAGGGAUGACUGCAGGCGGGAUAGGGCAUGUUUCUCAGCUCCACCUUCCUGUAAUCCAGGGUCAAGGUGCCACUGUCUAUUCUUGUGCCAACAUCAAUGGUGUAUUGCAGUUCUUCCGUUCCACACUGAACAAUCAAAUACUGACUGUGGAUAACACAUUCAGUCCUGGAAGCUUUCGUGGCUCAGUGAAUAAUAGAAAGAUUCAAUGCAUUUUCACUGCUCCGGGUCUCGGCAGCAGCACCAACCGUGCUGCAGCAACAGAUCCUUAUGUGUUUGUUGUAACAGGCACGGUAUCAAAUGGAGGACUAGAUCCUCCAGUCAGUAGACUGGCGACAAAUGUGUCAGUGGACUUAAGCAACCCUAACAGCACAGAUGUUUCAUUAAUAACAAAUGUCACUGCAUCUACUACCACAGCAACAUCAACCACCACUGCAGCAUCUACAAACCUGACUCAGACUCCCUACAUGACCACCAACCUGAGUCAAACACCCCAAAAUCACUGCAUCCUCGAACAUCACUGCCUCAUCGAACGUCACUGCACCCUCGAAUGGCACUACAACAAACACGACCGCAGCCCCCAAAAUCACUUCAUCCUUGAACAGCACUGCCUCAGCAAAUGGCACUGCCUCCUCAAACUCCACUGCUUCCACGAACAGCACUGCAUCCUCGACUGGCACUGCAUCAAACACGACCGCGACCCCAAAAUCACUGCAUCUACUGCCUCUGCAAUAUUGACAGUUAAUAGUGGUUUAACAAAUGACAAGGUCACCAAAGACAACUGUAAGAAGGACAGGGCAUGUUUCUCCACUCCAGCCAGCUGUGAUCCAACUAGCUCAAGUAGCUGCUUUUUCGCCUCCACAAGAGCGGUGAUCGGAAACCCCGACAAUCUGACUUUUGAGCUCAGUGGAGAUGCAAAUGGUUACAUCGCAGUUGGUCUGUCUCGAGACAAGAAGGAGGGUGAUGACGACACCGUCUACUCUUGUGCCAACAACAACGGUGUGGCGAAGUUCAUCCGUGCCACACUGAAUAAUAGCAUUCUGACUCAGGAUGCAACUUUUAACCCUGGAUCCUUCCGUGGCAGUGUGAGCGGCACAAGAAUUCAGUGCAUUUUCAUAGCUGCAGGUCUCAGCAGCACCACGCGUGCCGCAAACACAAAUACUUUCCUCUAUUUCUUCACUGGCAACUACACAAAUGGCACUCUGGGGUCGCCUGUCACACGAAUGUCUACAAAUUCAUCGGUUGAUCUAACAAGCACUAACAGCUCAGACGUUGUCAUAAUAACACCCACUACGAACACAGACUCUAAUUCUACCACUGUUAUCGUUUCUACUGUUGCUACUAUUACAGCGGCAACGACGAAACCUGCUACUACAGCAGGGAGCAAUGCACUGCAUCUCGCUGUAUCUCAGGCUGCUCUGGUAAUUCUCUCAGGGAUCCUCGCAGUCCUCCUGUUGUAAGGAUGCUGCCAAAACAUCAUUUGCUUUCUGAAAUUGGUCGAUGAGCACUGAACGCUUGAUGAACCCAACACUAAAGUAUAUGUCAUUCAGCAUAGCCGUGCAAUAUUGUGACUCUGAAGAAAGGUGCCGACAUUAUGGGGAAGAGGGCAAUACAUCCAUUAUUUAAUCUGUGUGUAUAUGUGAGAGAGGCUGUGUUUGAGUGUGUGUUUUGUGAGCAUUAGUGCUUGCAUUGUACUUACGUACUGCUACUUAAAAUCAGGACCCUUUACAGAGAGGACUGAUAAAAAAAAAAUAAAUAGUAUACUUUUUAAUUUAACUGUGCAAGUGUGAUGCCACCACGUGGCUGAAAUGAUCAAAGAUAGUUAUUUUUAAAUGUCUUAAUUUAUUUUGCGACUGUUGCCUCAGACCUGCAGUUGCCUGUAAGUUUUAAUUAAAGCCACAUGUAUAUUUUUAUUUGAAAAAAAAUAUGUAUAAUAAAAUGUUAAUGUAAACAGUGAAA
Molecule: messenger RNA, 2287 nt
Organism: Puntigrus tetrazona (Sumatra barb)
Lineage: Eukaryota; Metazoa; Chordata; Actinopteri; Cypriniformes; Cyprinidae
Exons: 11
Coding region: 1-1788 (595 amino acids)
Biological process (GO): regulation of glutamate receptor signaling pathway
Source: RefSeq, a predicted model, not a curated record